GAUGUUAAGUCAGUGCAGUGAGAAACUUUCGAGCAGCAGCUAGGAAAAAUAAUAUAUAUUCCUUUUCAACAUGAAUUCAUUGGCAAGAAUAUUGUGCGCCCUCGUAGCAGUGGCAGUAACAAUCGCAGCACCGGCAUCCGAGCCUGUAGUUGUCAACGAGCUAGCUAGAUCUCACAAUGAAAUUCCUAUUCUCAAGCAAGCUGUAGAUGGGCCCAAUCCUGAUGGUUCCUAUAAUUACAACUACGAGACCGGUAAUGGCAUCCAGGCUCAGGAAGACGGUCACCUGAAUAAUGCGGGCACCGAUCAGGAAAUUCUGGAAGCGCGAGGCAGCUACAGCUACACUGAUGCGGAAGGAAAUACCUUUCAGGUCUCGUACGUAGCCAACGAGAACGGAUUCCAACCGGAAGGUGCUCAUUUACCUGAGGUGCCGCCACAAAUUAAAAGGGCCCUUCAAUACAUUGCUGAACACCCCGAGGAGAACGGCGAAUAAACAUACUGAAUGUAAAUAUGGACAAAAUCGACAAUUCGCAGACGAGUCUUGACAAGAUGAUAUCGAAAAGAGCCUAGCGCAGACUCGAUCACGGUCACUUUGAGGAUUGACAGAUACAUUCGAUCUUCGUAGAGACCGUUAAUCUCGAGAAUCCGCUAUUCCCGUCGUGAUUAUGUUUGUAUUUGUAUAAUAUUGUUAAUAAAUUUAUACAAUAUUUGCACAUAAUAUUAAUUCUAUGCCAUCGGCACAUUGUAAAUCUUGCAAAAUAAAUAUAUCAAUAUUUGAAUAAUAA
Molecule: messenger RNA, 782 nt
Organism: Nylanderia fulva
Lineage: Eukaryota; Metazoa; Arthropoda; Insecta; Hymenoptera; Formicidae
Product: larval cuticle protein 65Ag1-like
Cellular component (GO): chitin-based extracellular matrix
Molecular function (GO): structural constituent of chitin-based larval cuticle
Source: RefSeq, a predicted model, not a curated record